Anguilla anguilla (European eel) is the source of this 3544-nucleotide messenger RNA. Its product is annotated as cullin-1. NCBI's taxonomy places the organism in Eukaryota, Metazoa, Chordata, Actinopteri, Anguilliformes, Anguillidae. Gene Ontology annotation, cellular component: SCF ubiquitin ligase complex. Gene Ontology annotation, molecular function: ubiquitin protein ligase binding. The transcript is spliced from 22 exons. Bases 524 to 2857 code for a protein of 777 amino acids. The record is from RefSeq and is a predicted model, not a curated record. Gene Ontology annotation, biological process: protein ubiquitination; SCF-dependent proteasomal ubiquitin-dependent protein catabolic process.
CUGUGUCUUUGGUUUUGUCGGGGCACAUAUAUAUGAACACUUUCUUGCGACGUACAUUAUUUUUCACUUUACCGCAGCAACAACGGCGGCGGUAGAGUACACCGCGCCACUUAUAGCAAGUGAGGAACAGCGAUAGAGUUAAGAGUCGUGUAGGUACCGGAAUCCCAAUAUAGCAAAGAAACAAGUGGAGAAAGUGCAUACUGUACAAAUUGGAACCACGUUCCAUGGUUGGAUUAAGGGGCAGACAGGCGGCUCAACGAUGGUAUGUUGGUGAGGUGGUCUCCUAGGUGCCAUUUGAAGGGCUGCGUCUGAGGGCCCCCCCCCCCAGACCACAUCUUACCGCCAGGACCCUGCUUUUUUUUUUUUUUUCCCCCUUUUUCCAUUUUCUUUUGGAUUGUGGUUCCUUAAGCAUAGUGCCUCAUGGUGGAGUAGCGAGUGACUUUCAACUUCAAAGAAAAAAAGAAAAGAAAAAAAAAGAAGGAAUAUUUAGCAAAGAAAAGCGGGAAAGGCAGGAGAAGAGAAGAUGUCGUCCAACAGGAGCCAGAACCCGCACGGCCUGAAACAGAUCGGACUGGACCAGAUCUGGGAUGAUCUCCGGGCGGGAAUACAGCAGGUGUACACCAGACAGAGCAUGGCCAAGUCACGAUACAUGGAACUCUACACACAUGUUUAUAACUAUUGCACGAGCGUGCAUCAAUCCAACCAGGCCCGGGGUGCUGGGGCGCCACCCUCCAAGCCCUCCAAGAAAGCGCCCACCCCAGGCGGGGCCCAGUUUGUGGGACUGGAGCUCUACAAAAGACUGAAGGAAUUUCUGAAGAACUACCUGACUAACCUCCUCAAGGACGGGGAAGACUUGAUGGACGAGAGUGUGCUAAAGUUCUACACGCAGCAGUGGGAGGACUACAGAUUCUCCAGCAAAGUGUUAAACGGUAUCUGUGCCUACCUCAAUCGACACUGGGUUCGGCGCGAGUGCGACGAGGGCCGGAAAGGAAUCUACGAAAUCUACUCGCUUGCCUUGGUUACAUGGAGGGAAUGCUUAUUUAGACCUUUGAAUAAACAAGUGACAAAUGCAGUGUUGAAGCUGAUUGAAAAGGAGCGUAAUGGGGAGACCAUCAACACCAGGCUAAUCAGCGGCGUGGUCCAGUCCUACGUUGAGCUGGGCCUGAAUGAAGAUGAUGCCUUCGCUAAGGGACCCACAUUAUCUGUUUACAAAGAGUACUUUGAGACUCAGUUCUUGGCAGACACCGAGCGUUUCUACACGAGGGAAAGCACAGAGUUCCUGCAACAAAAUCCCGUUACUGAGUACAUGAAAAAGGCGGAGGCCCGGCUGCUGGAGGAGCAGCGGCGGGUGCAGGUGUACCUGCACGAGAGCACGCAGGACGAGCUGGCGCGCAAGUGCGAGCAGGUCCUCAUCGAGAAGCACCUGGAGAUCUUCCACACAGAGUUCCAGAACCUUCUGGACGCCGACAAGAACGAAGACCUGGGCCGGAUGUACAAUCUGGUCUCCCGGAUCACAGAUGGCCUGGGAGAGCUGAAGAAGCUUCUGGAGACGCACAUUCACAACCAGGGACUGGCAGCCAUUGAGAAGUGUGGGGAAGCUGCUCUCAACGAUCCCAAAAUGUACGUUCAAACCAUCCUGGACGUGCACAAGAAGUACAAUGCACUAGUAAUGUCGGCGUUCAACAACGACGCCGGUUUCGUGGCUGCGCUAGACAAGGCUUGCGGCCGGUUCAUCAACAACAACGCGGUGACCAAGAUGGCGCAGUCUUCCAGCAAGUCGCCGGAGCUGCUGGCCAGAUACUGUGACUCCCUGCUGAAGAAGAGCUCCAAGAACCCAGAAGAAGCUGAGCUGGAGGACACCCUCAACCAAGUGAUGGUGGUCUUCAAGUACAUCGAAGACAAAGACGUGUUCCAGAAGUUCUACGCCAAGAUGCUGGCCAAGCGGCUGGUGCACCAGAACAGCGCCAGCGACGACGCCGAGGCCAGCAUGAUCUCCAAACUGAAGCAAGCGUGCGGGUUCGAGUACACCUCCAAACUGCAGCGCAUGUUCCAGGACAUCGGCGUCAGCAAAGACUUGAACGAGCAAUUCAAAAAGCACCUCUCCAACUCUGAGCCCCUGGACUUGGACUUCAGCAUCCAGGUCCUCAGUUCAGGAUCUUGGCCCUUCCAGCAGUCGUGCACGUUCGCUUUACCAUCCGAGCUGGAGAGGAGUUACCAAAGAUUCACGGCCUUCUACGCCAGCAGACACAGCGGCCGCAAGCUGACCUGGCUCUACCACCUGUCCAAAGGGGAGCUGGUCACCAACUGCUUUAAGAACAGAUACACCCUGCAGGCUUCCACAUUCCAGAUGGCCAUCCUCCUGCAGUACAACACAGAGGACCUCUACACCGUCCAGCAGCUGACCGACAGCACGCAGAUCAAAAUCGACAUAUUGGUGCAGGUUUUGCAGAUCUUGUUAAAGUCAAAAUUACUGGUCCUGGAAGAUGAAAAUGCUAAUGUGGAUGAGGUGGAGUUCAAGCCUGACACUUUAAUAAAACUUUUCCUGGGGUAUAAGAAUAAGAAGCUGAGAGUCAACAUCAACGUGCCAAUGAAGACUGAGCAGAAGCAGGAGCAGGAGACCACCCACAAGAACAUAGAGGAGGACCGCAAAUUACUCAUCCAGGCCGCCAUCGUCAGAAUCAUGAAGAUGAGGAAAGUCCUCAAGCACCAGCAGCUCCUGGCGGAGGUCCUGAACCAGCUGUCCUCUCGCUUUAAACCCAGGGUUCCUGUCAUUAAAAAAUGCAUCGACAUCCUGAUCGAGAAGGAGUACCUGGAGCGCGUUGACGGGGAAAAGGAUACUUACAGCUACUUGGCUUAAAUGUUUAUUUUAUUUUUUCCCCCCUCCUUUCUUUUUUUUUUUUCUUCUGAAAAGUGUCUCUGAGUAAUAAACUUGAUUCCUUUUGACAUUCGGCCGACGUUAGAAACGCGAGCACGGAGCGGGAAAGGACGAACUGAAGAGAAGGCGUUCGGAAUCUCCCGGGCGGCUAGCGGCUAGUGGCUAGCAGCCGCGAACUGGACCUCCCUUUAAAACUCUGAGACUGGGGAAGCUGCCAGCCAGUGUCCUAAAUUCACAUCCGAACUGCUCAGGAUCACACAGUUUUGAUAUGUAAAUAUGGACACGAGACCUCUACCCGUACCUAGCGAAGCAAACAUUACAAACCGAGUCGGAAACCGCCUCUUGUCGGGGAGGGGGAGGUGUUGCAUGCUACUGCCUAUCUGCAUUUAAGCAAAAAUAAAAUAAGUUAAAAUAAUGAAAUGGCUGUUGAGGCCACUGCAAUGAGUGGCUGUUGGAAUUUAAGGAAAUACAUUUUAAAAAAAGGAAAGAAAAAAAAACUAAUUUAUGAAUGCAAUUUUGGCAGCACUUUCAGAGAACGUACUAGUGUCGGAAUGGGCCCUUAGAACUGUGUAAUCUGCAUUGUUAACUGCUACGAGAAAACCAUUUGUAUAGUGUGGUUCAUUUUUUAAAUGUGUGAUAAAUAAAAAUUAAAGGUUUCUGUAGGCCUUG